UAAAUUACACACACACCCACAAGUUCAAAAACAAGAUAAAUAUUAUUUUCUUCAACUCAUUUUAAUUGAAAAAGAAGAUGAGGACUCCUUCUCUUCUUGGUUGGUUCUUGAUCAUCUCCUUAUUGUUACUCUCUCAAUCUCUCAUUAUUUCAUGCGAGACUUAUGGAAGCAAGAUCGUUCCUUUGGGUCGGAAACUAGUUGAACAUGGAGAGAACGCGUAUGAGUCUAACGGUCAACACCAUGAUCACCUUCGAGUUUUUGUGAGGAAAAGCAAAAGCAAAAGCAAGAAGAAGAAGAAGGACAAAUCAUCAGCCACACGAACUCUUCUCUCUAACCCAUUUACCUACGUAUCUACUGUUGUAAGUUCCUUUGUUUUAGUGCUCGCUGCAUUCUAAUCUAUUUCACCAAGAUAAUAUAGCUUGCGACUUGUAUUUGUUUUUCUUCUGUUCGUCAAAUGGCUUGAGUUUGCGUGUUUGUUUGACUUGGUGUUUGCGAAUGAGUUUAAACUAUAUUUGUAUUGUUUUCCGGCAAAGAUUGAGUUUGACUUAAGUUGUUUGUUGUGGUUGUCUAAUAUUGUGGUUCCACAGUUGGUAUUUUUUUUUUUUUUGAUUUA
Molecule: messenger RNA, 613 nt
Organism: Camelina sativa (false flax)
Lineage: Eukaryota; Viridiplantae; Streptophyta; Magnoliopsida; Brassicales; Brassicaceae
Source: RefSeq, a predicted model, not a curated record